Messenger RNA from Asterias rubens (European starfish), 4708 nucleotides. RefSeq lists its product as uncharacterized. The transcript is spliced from 14 exons. Lineage: Eukaryota; Metazoa; Echinodermata; Asteroidea; Forcipulatida; Asteriidae. Bases 325 to 2952 code for a protein of 875 amino acids. The record is from RefSeq and is a predicted model, not a curated record. Gene Ontology annotation, molecular function: interleukin-17 receptor activity.
ACACACAGCUACCACCUACCUCCGGCUCCCCCCUCGUACGCCGUCACACACAGGGCUGUCAUUUCCCAGAACAGUCAGUUAUGCAUGUGAAAAACAGGCAGGAAACCAGAAUGUAACACUUUCCUGAAUGCGUAAAUUACAUGUAGGACAGUGAGCACCAACCAACCCUUGUACAGUGCACAUUUUUAUAUGACUCUUUCGUUUCAAAUGGGCUUGGAUGAGUUGUUCUGUUUGACGUAGAUGUACGACCGAACCUGAGCGUAACGGAGUGAAGCUGUCAACGGGGAAAACGGUUUGAUUUCACGGCGUUUGCUUUGUCCGGACAUGAUGGGGCAGUGCGGUGUGGUGGUUGUGUUCGCGUUGCUUUUCGUUGUUUAUACACACGGGCGGCAAAUGUCUCCUUUUGUUGACCCUUCUUGUCUGGCGGACAAGGAUUGUUCCUGGAAUUGGCAGACGACCACUCAGAAUGGAACACAGUUUUGUGAAACAUUUUUCCAUACAAAUGCAUUUGACACUUGUCCGAAUCGUUUCGUUCUUCAAGAUGGCUUUGAUAAUGACGACAGACCAAAGCCACCCGAGAGCAUCUCUGUGGAAGAUAUAAGCAAGAAUUUCCUAUCAUCAGAAACUGGCGAGAUGGAACAGUAUACCUGCUUAAGGAUCUCCGCAGAAAUUGACCAAUACGCUGCAUCAAAAGUGAAGGGGAUUCAGAUAUCACUACGAGGGAAGGAGCAACCAGAUCUUUCUAAGUUCCUUUGCUUCAGCAUGAACUUCAGCAGUGGUCUACAAUACAGUUCUGUGGAAAGGCACAUCAUUACCAGUGAAUGCUUUUGCGGUUUGAGGCCCCAACGAAUGUAUAACGUAUCAGUAACAACAAUGCCAGUGGAUGAGCUUGAUGGUGUCCAUGUCACAACUAAAUCUAAAAUUCACUCAACAACUGGUUGUAGCGAUGCCGACAAAAUAAAUGACGCCCGCUGUUACAAGAGUGAAGAAGCACUCUGGGAGCCAGACUGCAUUCUAGUGGAACAAAACCUCACGACUGGAUUCUACAACUUGUUUGAUUUUUCAUUCAACGUGGCACCGUCCCACUAUAAUUUUGAUAGCUACCAGUUUUUCAUCUAUUCUGGUCUUUUCCCAAUUUAUUGGCCGACUAUUAACAUGCAGGUCACAGCAACUGUAGUUAACAAGACGUGCAGUCAGUCCGGCAAAUCAAUGCCCUUUGUGACGUUUUCAACUAAUAGCCAAGAUUGGACUACUACUGAUGGCCAGCUUAAGGCAAUGGUCAGACCAAAUCCAAGUAACGACGUUUGUUUGGAUGAACAGAACAGUAAAAUAAAUUGCAAAACUUCAUUACCGCAAACAUUUCUUGUUCUAAGUGAUCCAUGCACUGAAAACCCAUGUGGUGUACAUGGAAACUGCACAUCAAACGUGGAGGAUUACAUUUGUAACUGUGAUCCAGGAUUCACCGUUUUUGACAAGACAUGCAAAGUUGAUCCGUGCAAAACUCUGGACAGCAGGGGCACGUAUGUCAGUCAGUGUGAAAACGGAGAGUGCAUUUACGCUAGUGUUUGGAGUGACUUUUACUGCCAAUGUAACACCAACUUUGUUGCUCAUGUAGGAGGAAAGAAAUGCCUUGCUAACCCCUGUGCCAUCAAUCCUGAGACAAACACAACGUUUUGCAGUUUGCACGGAGAGUGUAAGUUAAACGCUACAGUGGAUCCGGCGGUUGGAACCUGCCUCUGUGAUCCAGGCUACAUAUCCCAGAAUAGCAAAUCGGCUUGCGCAAAAAAAGCGAAUCAGCUUGCUGUGGUGAUUGGGGCGUCGGUCAGUAGCUGUUUGUUGGCAGUCGUCCUUUUCUUGAUUGUCAUCUUAUAUCUGCAUCAUAAUCCAACCAUAAGAGAAACUAAUCCUCCCAGACCAAAUGAUACUCGAGUGAUUCCCAAUGACUUAGAUUUUGUGAAGAAGAGAAAGUGUGUCCUGCCUAUCUACUCUGCCGACGAUCAUGACCUACACUAUGAAGUUGUUGUAAGGUUCUGUCGAUUCCUCCAAAGGCACUGCCAGUGUGACGUCUCCCUCAUGGAAUGGGAGAAGUCCAUUGGUCCGACGGUCGAGAUGUGGCUGACCAAACAGAUUGAAGAAGCGGACGUGGUGCUGUUGAUAUGCUCAAAGGGGACCGGACUGAAGUACACGGCGAAGGCCAGACAAAAGCAAAUGGACUCGCCCGGGGUGUACGGCGAUGUUUUCGUCAAGGCUUUGUUCCUGCUGGAAGAUUAUUUCAGUCGGGAUAACGCCUGCGAUAAGUUUGUCGUGACCUACUUUGAUUACUCAUCCGAAGAUGAUAUACCGGUGCCAUUCAGGCGCUUUGCCAAAUACAAGUUGAUGCAGUCUAUGGAGGCACUCUAUCUGCGUAUCCAUAGUAAGGGUAUGGAAAGUCCAACCUCAAGUAGACGGGCCAGCCCUCUGGAGGAGUCCAACUAUCCUAACCUGGAGAUGGGCCGGUGGUUACAGGAAUCCAUCGAAGGCAUGAAACGGCUUGUGAAGUCAGACAAGAAGUGGUACCACAAGCGAGACAAUAAGCGCAGCGUCAAUGAGGGAGCAGCGUUUACCAGCGACAAUGAGCAACCUUUUAUUGAUGAUCUUUAUCAAAGCGAUACAGAUUCAGCUUACAGGACAGGCGAGCAUGAUGAAGCUUUUGCCCCAAGUUCAUUUUUCGACAGCCAUUCCAUUGGGCAAGGUAGUAAUGUCAGUGCCUCCUUUGAGGAGUCCCUCAAACAAAUUCAAAAUGGAGAACCACUUGGAGAUAAGUUCUUCCAGGAUGACGUCAAUAUAACGAUUGACCCUUCUGACUUGGGUUACCCUCAAAGCCUCAAUUCUUUGGAGGUUCCUUUGAACAAUAACCAGAUGGGAUUCCCUGAGAGGCCCUAUUGCAAUGUAACAAGGGAAUCAAUUAUCUAAUCUAGUACACUAUGUGCCUCACUUCUUCCCUGAAGGAGGUUCCUUCAAACAAUAUCAAGAUGGGUUUCCUUUAGAGGCCCUACUGCAAUGUAGCAGUUGAAUCAAUUUUCUAAUCUUGUACACUCUACAUGUGCCUCACUUCUUCCCUGAAGUAGUUUACCCUCGAAGCCUCAAUUCUGUGGAGGUUCCUUCAAACAAUAUCAAGAUGGGUUUCCUUUAGAGGCCCUACUGCAAUGUAGCAGUUGAAUCAAUUUUCUAAUCUUGUACACUCUACAUGUGCCUCACUUCUUCCCUGAAGUAGGUUACCCUCGAAGCCUCAAUUCUGUGGAGGUUCCUUCAAACAAUAUCCAGAUGGGUUUCCUUUAGAGGCCCUACUGCAAUGUAGCAGUUGAAUCAAUUUUCUAAUCUUGUACACUCUACAUGUGCCUCACUUCUUCCCUGAAGUAGUUUACCCUCGAAGCCUCAAUUCUGUGGAGGUUCCUUCAAACAAUAUCAAGAUGGGUUUCCUUUAGAGGCCCUACUGCAAUGUAGCAGUUGAAUCAAUUUUCUAAUCUUGUACACUCUACAUUUGCCUCACUUCUUCCCUGAAGUAGGUUACCCUCGAAGCCUCAAUUCUGUGGAGGUUCCUUCAAACAAUAUCAAGAUGGGUUUCCUUUAGAGGCCCUACUGCAAUGUAGCAGUUGAAUCAAUUUUCUAAUCUUGUAAACUCUACAUGUGCCUCACUUCUUCCCUGAAGUAGUUUACCCUCGAAGCCUCAAUUCUGUGGAGGUUCCUUCAAACAAUAUCAAGAUGGGUUUCCUUUAGAGGCCCUACUGCAAUGUAGCAGUUGAAUCAAUUUUCUAAUCUUGUACACUCUACAUGUGCCUCACUUCUUCCCUGAAGUAGGUUACCCUCGAAACCUCAAUUCUGUGGAGGUUCCUUCAAACAAUAUCCAGAUGGGUUUCCUUUAGAGGCCCUACUGCAAUGUAGCAGUUGAAUCAAUUUUCUAAUCUUGUUAACUCUACAUGUGCCUCACUUCUUCCCUGAUGAUGAAAUGAUUGACCCUGAAGUAUAGGUUACCCUCGAAACCUCAAUUCCAUGGAGUUACUUUUGAACAAUAACCAGAUGGGAUUCCUUUAGAGUCCCUAUUGUAAUGGAGCAGUUAAAUCAAUUAUCUGAGUCUUGUGCACUCUGCUUGUGCCUCACUUCUUUUCUGAUGAUGUAAAUAUUGACCCUGAAGUAUAGAUUCCCCCUUAAAAUCUGGAUUCUAUAGAUCAGAGGUUCUUCCAAACAAUAACCAGAUGGUAUUCCCUCAACCUAACCUACACUAAUCUACACUCUGCAUGUGCCUCAGUUCUUCCCUAAUGAUGUCAUAGUAAUCAUAAUAAUAAAAACUUAUAAAAGCGCGUACAAAUCCAUAAAAGUGCUCAUGGCGCUAAAAACAAACAAUUACAUUGAAAUUAUUUACAAUAACAAAUAUUAAAAUGUCAGCCUAAGUUGAGAAGAAAUCUACAACACGAUUGGCCCUGAAUAAUAAUAAUAAAAAUAGUGGCUUCCUAUAUAGAGCUCCUGAGUGACGCUCAUGGCGCUUCAACAUUAUUACCCCUGGUCACUUGGCCUUAAAUCAUUCCAUAAACCAUCUCAGCUCCCUGGGGAGUAUACAGCCUGUGCUGCCAAUUAAGUAGCGUACUAAGCUAAUCAAACACAAGAACCAUCUCUUCCCUCACAGGUACCCACUUACCCCUGGGUGGAGAGAAGCUUGUGGUUAGGUGUCUUG